AUGCCGAAGAAUGUUUUCAGCCUCUUCCGUGAAUCGCUCGAGGCGUCCAUCAUUGUCGCAGUCCUUUUGUCUCUCGUUGAACAGAUCGUUUUAAACGCAUCCCUUGGACACCCUUCGCUAUCCUCACAGGCUCAUCGAGGGGCUCAGAUCCAUCGCUCGGACGUUCCCGAACUCCCAUUACCCCACGACAAGCGCCGUCUCAUCCGUAAGAUGAGAUUGCAAGUAUUGACAGGGGCAGCUGCAGGAUUGGUUAUCGCACUUGCUAUCGGCGCAGCUUUCAUAGCAGUAUGGUUCACCAAGGUGGUAGAUCUGUUUUCAUCCGCGGAAGAACUCUGGGAAGGAAUUUUCAGCCUUAUCGCCUCUAUACUCAUUUUCGUCAUGGGUUUGACUAUGCUUCGUAUGGAUCGAGCUCGAGAAAAGUGGAGGGUAAAGCUUUCGGACGCAUUCGAAGGUAAAAUGGGAAACGCCUCUGGAAAAAAUGGCAAAUGGAUUCUUUUUAUUCUUCCAUUUAUCACUGUACUUCGAGAAGGCUUGGAGGCGGUUGUAUUCGUCGGCGGGGUAUCUCUCGGACAAUCGGCCACUUCUAUCCCUCUUGCAGCAAUUAUAGGGCUUAUAUGCGGACUGCUCGUUGGAUACUUGAUUUAUGCAACCUCUUCUCGUACUAGCCUUUCUAUAUUCCUCAUUGCUAGUACCUCAUUCCUACUCUUGAUAGGCGCUGGGCUAUUUUCCAAGUCAGUUGGCGCGUUCGAGAGAUAUAAAUUUAACACCAAGGUUGGAGGCGACGUCGCCGAAGCUGGCAAUGGACCCGGAUCCUACGACGUCGUGGGGAACAUUUGGCACCUAAAUUGCUGUAAUCCAGAAAGCAAAACGGAUGCUCUUGGCUGGAGUAUUUUCAGUGCCAUUUUUGGAUGGAGCAACAAUGGCAGUCUUGGGACUGUGCUCUCGUACAUCUUCUACUGGAUUUCGGCAAUCGUAACCCUUGUGGUCAUGAAACAUCAAGAGGUACAUACUUGA
Rhizoctonia solani is the source of this 1014-nucleotide messenger RNA. RefSeq names its product plasma membrane iron permease. Gene Ontology annotation, cellular component: high-affinity iron permease complex; plasma membrane. The coding region runs from base 1 to 1014 and encodes 337 amino acids. Gene Ontology annotation, molecular function: ferrous iron transmembrane transporter activity. The transcript is spliced from 10 exons. Lineage: Eukaryota; Fungi; Basidiomycota; Agaricomycetes; Cantharellales; Ceratobasidiaceae. Gene Ontology annotation, biological process: iron ion transmembrane transport. The record is from RefSeq and is a predicted model, not a curated record.